Molecule: messenger RNA, 2949 nt
Organism: Gracilinanus agilis (Agile Gracile Mouse Opossum)
Lineage: Eukaryota; Metazoa; Chordata; Mammalia; Didelphimorphia; Didelphidae
Gene: CNKSR3
Product: CNKSR family member 3
Exons: 13
Coding region: 130-1794 (554 amino acids)
Biological process (GO): regulation of signal transduction
Cellular component (GO): membrane; cytoplasm
Molecular function (GO): protein binding
Source: RefSeq, a predicted model, not a curated record
UCUUUAGUCCGGAAAAAAGGAGGAUUGGAGAGUUCAGCCCUGUCCGUUGGAGGAGGGUGUUCGACUCGGGCGCCAGGCGCUUUCCAGCGGACCUUUCAGUUUAGCCGAAGACUGAGUGGCCGGCUCACCAUGGAACCCGUGACCAAGUGGAGCCCCAAACAAGUGGUGGAUUGGACUAAAGGGUUGGAUGAUUGUCUCCAGCAGUACGUCCAUAAAUUCGAACGGGAGAAAAUAAAUGGUGAACAACUCUUGCAGAUUUCUCACCAGGAUCUUGAGGAAUUGGGUGUCUCCCGAAUUGGACACCAGGAACUUGUGUUAGAAGCUGUGGAUCUUCUUUGUGCACUGAAUUAUGGCCUUGAAACAGAUAACAUGAAGAAUUUGGUUCUGAAACUACGGGCCUCUUCCAAUAACUUACAGAAUUAUAUCAGCAGUCGGCGGAAAAGUGCAUCUUAUGAUGGAAAUUCCUCACGUAAACCUCCUAAUGAAUUCCUGACCUCUGUGGUGGAGCUCAUUGGUGCUGCCAAAGCUUUGUUAGCCUGGCUUGAUAGGACUCCAUUUACAGGGAUCACUGACUUCUCAGUGACAAAGAACAAAAUCAUUCAGCUUUGCUUGGAUCUGACCACCUCAGUUCAGAAGGAUUGUCCUGUGGCUGAAAUGGAGGAUAAAGUUGUAAAUGUUUCCAAGGUCCUAAAUAGCAUUUGUGAUAAGACCAUCAGAUCAACUACAGAUCCUGUCAUGAGCCAGUGUGCCUGCUUGGAGGAAGUUCAUUUACCCAAUGUCAAACCUGGAGAAGGCUUGGGCAUGUACAUCAAAUCGACCUAUGAUGGACUGCACGUGAUUACUGGAACAACAGAAAAUUCUCCUGCUGAUAGAUCUCAGAGGAUUCAUGCUGGUGAUGAGGUGAUUCAAGUUAAUAAGCAGACUGUGGUGGGAUGGCAAUUAAAGAAUCUGGUGCGGAAGUUGCGAGAGAAUCCCACAGGAGUUGUGCUCCUCCUCAAGAAACGCCCCACGGGUUCUUUCAACUUUACCCCUGCUCCACUGAAAAAUCUACGAUGGAAGCCACCUCUCGUUCAGACCUCUCCUCCACCUACUACCACCCAGUCCCCAGAAAGUACCAUGGACACCUCGCUGAAGAAAGAGAAAUCAGCCAUUUUGGACCUUUAUAUCCCUCCUCCACCAGCUGUCCCCUACUCUCCCCGGGAUGAGAAGGGAAGUUUUGUUUACGGAGGCCUCAGUAAAUGCAAGCAGCCGCUGCCAAGUUCGAAGGGUUCCGAGUCCCCCAAUUCCUUCUUAGACCAGGAAAGUCAAAGGCGAAGAUUUACCAUCGCCGACUCGGAUCAGUUGCCCGGCUAUUCCGUGGAAGCGAAUGUCCUGCCCCCAAAGAUGAGAGAAAAAACACAGUCUUAUGGGAAGCCCCGGCCCUUGUCGAUGCCCGCAGAUGGGAGCUGGAUGGGAAUUGUGGACCCCUAUGCCAGACCCCGAGGACACGGAAGAAAAGGCGAAGAUGCCCUAUGCAGGUAUUUCAGUAACGAGAGGAUACCCCCAAUUAUCGAAGAAAGCUCCUCUUCACGGCACCGUUUUUCCCGACCAGUGACUGAUCGACAUCUAGUUCGGGGCGCAGACUACAUACGUGGCAGCAGGUGCUACCUUAAUUCGGAUCUUCACAACAGUGCCACCAUUCCCUUUCAGGAGGAAGGGAGCAAAAAGAACUCUGUUUCAUCGUCCAAAAAAUCUUCCACAGAACCAUCACUCUUGGUCAGCUGGAUCACUAGGCUUAAAUUGUUGACUCACUGAGAUUUGCCUUUUCUCCUGGACUUUGUCACCAUCUUCUGUUACUAAGUGCCUUCGUUCCUCAGCUGACCUCUUUCUACUUUCACCUACAGUAUUAUGUAGUGACUUUCUUGUUUUAUUUUAUUUUUAUUUUGUUUUAAUUUUAUUUUGUUUGGAGAGCAAGCUUUGGAGGUAUUGGACAGGAAUGAAUUUGGUAGGUGUAAUGGUGGUGGGCAGAAGAGGAGCAGGAGAUAAAAAUUCACAAGUAUAACACCUUCAAGUAAGAAGAUUUUGGUAGCUGGAUUCAAUUCUGAACUGAAAAUCAGUAUGAUUUUUUGAUACAGGAACAGAUAAGAGGACUGUGUUGGUGUGUGACACCACUUGUACUUUUUUUUUCCCUUGUGAUCAUAAUGGUGAGAGACCCUGUGGUCGUGGAGAUAUUAUUUUGGGUAUGGGGCUUACCUCCGUGGCUUGAAAGAGCCAGUGGGGAAAACACCAUGUUCUUUGUGGAAAAAAACUGUGUCCUACAGUUAAAUAAUAUAGCAGCUUAGACUUGGAAACGUCAAGUUUGGAAAAAUGUUUUUUGUUUUCUUUGAAAGCAGAGAAUAAUGUUGGGGAAUUUGUUACACUUGAUCAUUCCCCUUUUGGUGGAAAUUUCGUUGUAGUUUUUCUGGAGCAUACUUAUGGUUUACUACACAUACAUGAAAUACAUCAUUCUUCAGUGGUUAUUUGUGCAUUUGAUGAUGGUAUUAGCAAGUGCUAUCUUUAAAGAGAGAAAAAAGGUAUAAGAUUGAUUUGCUGGCAACCAAAGCUAAGAAAACAAGCACUCUUUAGACUUAUGAGUGACUCAGCAGUUGGCAUUUUGAACUGUUAAGUAUCUGUAUCUUAGAAAAAGAACCCUUUAUCAAAAUUGUGCUAUUCAAAGAUACCUUGGAAAUUCUAAUGGUCAAUAAUUUUCAAGUAGCAUCUGGUAUUUUUGGGGGAAAAGUCAUAAAAGUUUAGGAUAUAAAUUGUGUUUAAAUGAAUGUAUGAUAUUUUAUUAGAAGGAAAAAGUCUUAUUGUGUUAAUUUAAGUGUUUAAAUAUAGUUGUAUAUUUUUCUUACUCUUAACAAAUGUGUAGUUGGUAUAUUUCUAUUAUUGCGCCAAAGCAAGGGGUAAAACUUUAUUAGUAAAGGCAGA